Messenger RNA from Helianthus annuus (common sunflower), 1434 nucleotides. Its product is annotated as transcription factor E2FC. The transcript has 12 exons. The record is from RefSeq and is a predicted model, not a curated record. Gene Ontology annotation, molecular function: DNA-binding transcription factor activity, RNA polymerase II-specific; RNA polymerase II cis-regulatory region sequence-specific DNA binding; protein dimerization activity. Gene Ontology annotation, cellular component: RNA polymerase II transcription regulator complex. Bases 125 to 1210 code for a protein of 361 amino acids. Lineage: Eukaryota; Viridiplantae; Streptophyta; Magnoliopsida; Asterales; Asteraceae. Gene Ontology annotation, biological process: regulation of transcription by RNA polymerase II.
AAAAAACCAAAGGAAUCUUAUUAAAGUAGGAGAGCGUGUGUAUAUACGUAUUCGAAGUUGGAAGUCUCCUCCAAUCCCGCCCGCAUUCCUUCCCGCUGUUUGUUUCAACUGCCGGCGGCGGUCAAUGUCGGUUGCCGACGAUGUUAAUCUGUCACCCAUGCACCUGCAACAACAACAACAGAUUGCUUUAUGCAAUCCUUUAAUACCUAAUCACAACUUGCCUCUUUUCUUCUUUCCUCCAAAACAAACUGUCAUAAAUCCUACUCCGAUUCUCCAAGGAAGCAUCAAAACUGAACUAGUAUACGAUCAUUCAUUUGGACCAUCGUCUUGCGGUGUUGGCAAAAGAAACAGGCAACCGAAGACCACUAAAAAGGCUAAAUCUGGAAAACAAGAACCAAAUACAGACUCCUAUAAUCUUAAUUUGGCCGGUGCUUGUCGUUAUGAUAGUUCUCUUGGACUCCUGACAAAGAAGUUUGUUAGUUUGAUACAGGCGGAUAAAGAUGGUAUUCUUGAUCUAAACAAGGCUGCAGUCAUUUUAGAUGUUCAAAAGAGGAGAAUUUACGAUAUUACCAACGUACUUGAAGGAAUAGGACUAGUAGAAAAGGCUACAAAGAAUCACAUCCGGUGGAAGGGACACAAUAGUUCAUCACCACGAAGCCAGCUUGAUAAUUCAAAAAAAUUAAAGGCGGAGGUUGAACAACUGCAUGCUGAAGAAUCCAGGCUUGAUGAAUGCAUAAGGAAAUCACGAGAGCGCCUGAACUCAGUGGAACUCAAUCAUAAUCAUCAAAAGCACCUUUACUUGACGGGAGACGAUCUUAGGAAUAUUCCAUGUUUCAAGAAUCAGACCCUAAUCGCAAUAAGAGCGCCACGUGCUAGCUCUAUUGAGGUUCCCGACCCUGAUCAGGAUAGUGGUUUUUCUCAGAAACAAUUUAGACUUAUUGUUAGAAGCCAUACAGGCCCGAUUGAUAUGUAUCUUAUAAGUGAAUCCGAGGAGCAGAGAAAAUCAUUAAACGAAACAGCUCGAGAAGAUGGCGGCUCGGUCAACGCAUCACACCAAAAUACUAAUAUAGAAUCACUCAACUUGUUUGACUCCCAAGUAAAUGGUAUCAAGAAGAUAAUACCGUCACAGAAUGAUAUUGCUGAUGAUUACUGGUUCGGGUCAAAUGCAGAGGUUAGCGCGAGUGAAUUAUGGGGUAUGAACUUAGCGUAAAAUAGUAAAAGUUUUUGCGUUAGAACUAGUUUUAUUAUAGCACAGGAUGAUGAAAAAGGAAAUAAGGCAAGAAGAUGAAGUUGUUUAUUUUGGUAAUAAGGUUUGUUUAAAACAGAUUUGAUCAGUAAAGAAAGGCUGUAGCUGUUUGGCAACCAUUUGCACUUGUAAUCUCUUGUCAAAAGAUAAUGGUAUAUGAUUAGAACUUGAUAUAUGAAUUCAUUGUA